Molecule: messenger RNA, 2505 nt
Organism: Eremothecium sinecaudum
Lineage: Eukaryota; Fungi; Ascomycota; Saccharomycetes; Saccharomycetales; Saccharomycetaceae
Gene: VPH1
Product: H(+)-transporting V0 sector ATPase subunit a
Exons: 1
Coding region: 1-2505 (834 amino acids)
Biological process (GO): proton transmembrane transport; vacuolar acidification
Cellular component (GO): vacuolar proton-transporting V-type ATPase, V0 domain; fungal-type vacuole membrane; vacuolar proton-transporting V-type ATPase complex
Molecular function (GO): ATPase binding; proton-transporting ATPase activity, rotational mechanism
Source: RefSeq, a predicted model, not a curated record
AUGAUAGAGAAGCAAGAAGCGGUUUUCCGAUCAGCGGAAAUGAGGUUGAUUGAAAUGUUCAUCCCUCAAGAGAUUGCCCGAAAUACUGUUUAUAUUCUAGGGGAAAGUGGUUUACUUCAGUUUCGGGAUUUAAAUAAGAAAGUCAGAAGUUUCCAACGUACUUUUGUAUCUGAGCUUAGACGGUUGGAUAACGUGGAACGGCAAUAUCGGUACUUUUACUCGCUUUUGAGAAAGUACAAAAUUCCAUUUUACGAAGAAGUCCAAGAUGGAACCCAGGUGCGUGAUAUUAGAGCUGGAUUUGAUUUACCGCCUAGUACUUCAGUAAUUGACGAUCACGUGGAAAACGCGCAGUUGCUAGAAGACCGGUUCGUGCAAUUGGUUGAAGCUAGCGAGCAGUUAGAGUCACAAAAAACCCAGCUUGACGAGUUCAAAGCGCUUCUUUUGGCUUCAGGUGAAUUUUUUGAGAACUGCGGUGUGGAUAUUCAGGUGGCGUCUACUAAUGCUGGUGAACAAGAUGGAGAGCUGGAAGAUGGGGCCUCCUCCAAGUUCUUGCCGUACUUUACUGGUGUAAUUCCAAGAGAUAAGGUUUCCACUUUGGUGAAAACUUUAUGGAGAAUGGUGAGAGGUAAUCUUUACUUUAGAAAUGUGGAACUGCCUACUAAAUUUUAUGAUGCAAAAUCAAAGGAAUACAUUUAUAAGGAUGCGUUUAUUGUUUUUGCACACGGCGACUUAAUUAUGAAAAGAAUCAAAAAAAUUGCAGAAUCUCUAGACGCAAACUUGUAUGACAUUCAGAAUUCGCAAGAACUCAGAUCUCGGCAGAUAGUUGAACUAAACGAAAAAUUAGAUGACUUCGAAAAGGUUAUGCACACAACUGCAGUCACCUUGGAAAGUGGGUUAUAUUCUAUCAGCAAGGAAUUAGCCGACUGGAAUAAGCAGAUCUGUAAAGAAAAGGCCGUGUAUAAUACGCUAAAUCUUUUCGUCUACAAUUCCAGUAGAAGAACGUUGACAGCAGAAGGCUGGAUCCCAGUUGACGAACUUGAAACAUUGCAGGUUAUUUUGCAAAAACUGACUGCUGCUCUUGGAGUAGAUGCGUCACCUCUGAUCAAUGUUUUGGAUACCAACUUGACACCUCCAACGUUCCAUCGUACUAACAAGUUUACAAAAGCUUUUCAAGAUAUUUGCGAUUGUUACGGUAUAGCAUCUUACCAAGAAGUGAACCCCGGCUUGGCCACCAUUGUUACUUUCCCUUUCAUGUUUGCAAUCAUGUUUGGUGACAUGGGCCAUGGUAUGAUAUUGGCAUUAGCAGCUAGUGUUCUUGUCCUUUAUGAAAAGAACAUUUCAAAGCUCAAAAGGGAUGAAAUUUUUGAUAUGGCAUUUUCAGGUAGAUAUAUCUUACUUUUAAUGGGUCUGUUUUCAAUAUACACAGGGUUGAUCUACAAUGAUAUGUUUUCUAAAUCUCUAACCCUCUUCAAGUCGGGCUGGAAAUGGCCGGACUCUUUCGAACCAGGUGAAUCUAUAACCGCUGAACAAGUUGGUGUAUAUCCAAUUGGGAUCGAUUAUGCAUGGCAUGGUGCAGAAAAUGCAUUACUCUUUAGCAAUGCACUAAAAAUGAAGCUGUCAAUUAUUAUGGGUUUUAUCCAUAUGUUUUAUUCUUAUAUGUAUUCCUUGGCAAACGCGCUUUAUUUUAAAGACAUGGUGGAUAUAGUUUGCAACUUCAUUCCUGGUCUACUAUUCUUUGGCAGCAUCUUUGCUUACUUGGUUAUUUGUAUUAUUUACAAAUGGACGGUAGACUGGUAUAAGCACGGCAUAUCGCCGCCAGCAUUAUUGAAUAUGUUUAUCAAUAUGUUCUUGGCCCCCGGUAAAGUUGACGAAAAAUUAUAUCCAGGCCAAGCACAAGUACAAGUGUUUCUAUUAUUUACAGCACUCAUUUGUGUGCCUUGGUUAUUAUUGGCAAAGCCAUUGCAUUUCAAGUUUGUCCGCAGUAAACAUAUGCAUACUGCUUUGUCGAAUUCAGAAUUUGCACAAAUUGAUCAAAGCGUUGAUCAGGUACUUAACAAUGCCUCAGAUGACGAAACUGUAGACGAUAACUAUGACGACGAAGAAGAGGGUAAUUCGCAUCAAAAUGAAUCAUUUGGGGACGUAGUUAUCCACCAGGUGAUACACACUAUAGAAUGGUGUUUGAACUGUGUCUCACACACAGCCUCGUACUUGCGUUUAUGGGCGCUUUCUUUGGCUCAUGCCCAAUUGUCUACUGUCUUAUGGACAAUGACUAUCCAAAUUGCGUUUGGUAGUACUGGAAUCUUUGGUGUAUUCAUGACCGUUGCUCUCUUUGCAAUGUGGUUCAUAUUAACAUGUGUCAUCUUGGUUGUAAUGGAAGGUACCUCUGCGAUGUUACAUUCUCUACGUCUCCAUUGGGUUGAAUCAAUGUCGAAAUUCUUCAAAGGUGAGGGAACCAUCUACAGUCCAUUCUCAUUUCCUCCAAUAUAUCUCGAGGACGCUGUAUAA